AUGGAAGCAUUUCAUGGGGGCGGGGAUCGGAAGCCCACCAAGGUUCUUUCUGUGACCUUUGCAGUGCCCCCCAGUGGUCCUGUGUGCAGCCAGACCGGUCACACGUCUGUGGGAGGCUCUGCUGCCCUGAGGUGCAGUUCCUCUGAAGGGGCUCCCAGGCCCGUGUACAACUGGGUCCGCCUUGGAUCUUCUCCUACACCUCCUCCUGGCAGCAUGGUGCAAGAUGAGGUGUCUGGUCAGCUCAUUCUCACCAAUCUCUCCCGGGCCUCCUCGGGCACCUACCGCUGUGUCGCCACCAACCAGAUGGGCAGUGCCUCCUGCGAGCUGACCUUGUCUGUGACUGACCCUUCCAAAGGCCGAAUGGCCGGGGCGGUGAUCGGAGUGCUCCUGGGUGUGCUGAUCCUGUCCGUCGCUGUAUUCUGCCUCAUGAGAUUCCAGAAAGAGAGGAGGAAGAGGCCGAAGGAGACUUACGGGGGUAGUGACCUUCGAGAGGACGCCACCGCUCCUGGGAUUUCGGAGCAAACCUCUGGGAUGACCGAUCCUAGCGAUGGGCUCCUGGAGAAGCCCCCCUCUGCCGCCUCUGUGAAGACCACCAAGUCCAAGCUCCCUGUGGUCGUCUGACUUCCCCGCCCAUCACCGAGGGGGAACGCCCACAAUUAAAGCCUCUGGGUACCAUCUUGUCUCCCUCUUCCUUCUGAGGUGUAGCAAACCCCCUAGGCGGCCCGGAGUGUUACCCGUCAGGGAAGGAGUGGGCUUACGGCCCGGAUGUGAUGCUGUCUUCGGGAAGGGGAGGUUUUAUCCGACGUCCCUCGCCCCCACACUUUUUGGUUGGGUCAAAGGAGACUUGUUCAAGUUGUGAGCAGUGGCUUUGCGCACCCAGGCACCCUCCCCUCUGACACCCUUGGGACACUUGGACAUUCCUGUUUAUUGUUCACAUUCCAACCCAGCACAGUCACAUGCACACUCGUAGAUAAAAAAAAAAAAAAUUAAAAAAAAAAUCUUCCGGCCACAGCCCCAGGGGCCCGUCGGGGGCGGAGCCAGCAGGGCAGGGGCCGGGCCACAACGGACUCCUCCCACCGAGCCACCCCGCGCUCAGCGUCCGCAAAACAA
Molecule: messenger RNA, 1110 nt
Organism: Myotis brandtii (Brandt's bat)
Lineage: Eukaryota; Metazoa; Chordata; Mammalia; Chiroptera; Vespertilionidae
Gene: VSIG2
Product: V-set and immunoglobulin domain containing 2
Exons: 5
Coding region: 1-621 (206 amino acids)
Source: RefSeq, a predicted model, not a curated record